AUGGCUAGGUGCUUGGAAUCUCGCCCUGCAUACCGACUCGAAAGCUCCGAAAAAAAAGAAAAGAAUCGUGAUUCAGAAUCACUCUAUAUUCAUCACUUUCAUGCCCAGAAUCGAGCCAUGAUAUCACACGCCAACAUUACGAGUCCCCCGAAUCUAGACCUUCCGUCCAUCGGCAACCCGCAUACCUCCUGUGCAUACCGAAACACCUGCGACGCAUGUAUCAAUGAUAUUACUGCCAAGACGACCAUUUCUGUGAUAUUUGAUGAGGGUGUGUAA
Molecule: messenger RNA, 276 nt
Organism: Morchella importuna
Lineage: Eukaryota; Fungi; Ascomycota; Pezizomycetes; Pezizales; Morchellaceae
Exons: 5
Coding region: 1-276 (91 amino acids)
Source: RefSeq, a predicted model, not a curated record